CCCCAGAUGUCCGAACCUGGUUCGCAAACGGAGAUGGAGAUUGACUCAAUAGCAGUGGAUACUCAGCCAUCACAGAUUAAUCAAAAUGCAGUUGCAGUUACAGCAUCAUCUUCGCAGGGGUUAGUUGUUGAACAAGAUGUUGUUGAGCUUGACAGCAAUGAAGAUGGAGCAGGGAGGAAGGAGAUAGCAUCAAGGUCAAAGAUGUGGGAUCACUUUAUUAAGAUCAGAGAUGACAAAAAGAUUGUUAGAAGUGCCAAGUGUAAGUAUUGCAGCCGUAUAUUGAAGGCAGACUCAAAAUCUAAUGGUACAUCUUCUUUGAAGAAGCAUUUCAAUGUUUGCAAGCGCAAUCCACACAAAUUUGCUAAAGAUCCAACACAGGGCACUCUACAAGCAACUCAAGGUGAAGGUGUCGUCACUUGGAGGUUUGAUCAAGAUGAACUUAGGGCUGCAUUUGCUGAGAUGGUUAUAGAGGAUGAACAACCCUUUUGCUUUGGUGAGAAACCAGGAUUGAGAAAGUUUAUGGCAAAAGCAUGCCCACGUUUCCAACUUCCAUCUAGAAGAACAUGUACUAGAGAUGUUCAAUUGGAUAGCUAUAUAACCGUAACAACUAGUUUUAUUGAUGACAGUUGGAGGCUACAUAAGAAGGUUAUUGGUUUUUUCAUGGUGAAGGGUCAUAAAGGUGAUGAUAUAGGAAAAAAUGUGAUGAGAUGCAUGUCUGAAUGGGGUUUAGAUAGAGUAAUGACUAUAACAGUUGACAAUGCAAGUGCAAAUGAUACAGCACACAUUAUUAAUCUCAUCGUGCAAGAUGGCUUAAAAGAAGUGGAUGUCUCUGUAAAGCGUGUUAGAGCUGCUGUUAGAUGGAACUCCACAUACCUAAUGCUGAAAGCUGCACUUGUUUAUGAGAAGGUGUUCAUAAGGUUCGCAGAAGAGGAUAUGAGCUAUGUAAUUGAUCUAUCUGAAUCAAGGGAUGGAGUUGGUCAUCCAGAUGAAACUGAUUGUACAGAUGUUCUACAAUCAGCUAUGGGCAGGAGAAUGAAAGAUAAAUUUGAUAAAUAUUGGGGAAUUUGGAACAAUAACAGAAAUGGGAAUAUGAACAGCAGUAGAAAUGGAAAGGAGAAGGAGAAAGAGAACUUCAAUUUGCUAAUGUUUGUUGCUGGAUGUCUUGAUCCAAGAUACAAGUUAUCUAUGUACACAAAGAUAACUGUUGAAGAGAUAUUUGGUGAGGAAAGGGGACAGCUAGUUUGGGAAGCAAUUAACACCUGUGUUCGUGAUUUGUUUGAAGAAUAUAGGAGAAUGUAUAGUCCAAGUGAAGAGGCAACUAAUGUUACUGAUCCAAUAGCAUCAAAGGGAGGAAGAGGAGGCAAGUUGAAAGAGGUUGUUGCUAAGAGAAUGAAGCUAGGCAACGGUUCAAGCAAUAACACUAAAUCUGAGCUUGACAAAUAUCUUGCUGAAGAAACAGAAGACAUGAAAAUGAAGCUUGAUCUUUUACUUUGGUGGAAGGCAUCUUAG
This is a messenger RNA of Panicum hallii, 1509 nucleotides long. Its product is annotated as zinc finger BED domain-containing protein RICESLEEPER 2-like. NCBI's taxonomy places the organism in Eukaryota, Viridiplantae, Streptophyta, Magnoliopsida, Poales, Poaceae. Gene Ontology annotation, molecular function: DNA binding. The record is from RefSeq and is a predicted model, not a curated record. The transcript has 6 exons. Bases 7 to 1509 code for a protein of 500 amino acids.